UCGCUGGCAGUUCCCAGAAGGCCCCGCGCAGGCCAAGAUGGCGGCGCUGCGAGCUGGGCCAGGAGGGUGAGAGCGGUCGGGACCCCCCGUCGCCAUGGAGCCGCGCGCGCUGGGGCGCUGCGUCCUGCUCGCGCUCGGCGCCCUGGCCUGGAGCCUCAGGCUGGCAGAGGCGACGGCGUCGAGUGAGGCCAGGCGCUCAGUGAGCCCGCUGGUGGCCACGCCGUGCUGGCAAGCGGAAGACUUUGUCGUUGUUCAGGAUUGUGCCCCGUGCACGAUCUUCCAAGCAAAGACGAUGCCCGAGUGCAGCACGACUAGCUUCAUCGAGCAAAUUAGCUGUGCCGUGUCCAAGAAGGAGGAGUACAAGAGCUGCCGCUCAGUGGUGACGGAAGCGCACAGCUUCUGGAAGUUUGAGGGGGCCAUGAUCUGCGUUGCUGUGGUCUUUGCCCUGUUGGUCAUGUGCCGCCAGAGGGUGCUGGACAGGAAGGCCCUGGAGAAAGUUCGCAAGCAGAUCGAGUCCAUUUAGUAUCUGUCGACCUCCCAGCAGCCCCGGUGCUGCCCACCUCCUUUGUCCUGUGCGGGGAACUGGGGCGUGGAUGCUAAUCCCCUUUCCCGCUCCAGGGAGCUGCAGGAGGAGGAGACUGGCAUCCGAGACCGAGAUCUGCUGUGUCCUGGCAGAGAGCACCUCUCUGACCGCUUGGGAGCGUGGUUCAGCCAACUCAGAGCCACGCCGAACGCCGCUCUGCUGGGUCUCCAGGCACCGGGGAUUCCCCUCUCCAUCUCACCUGCCAUGCGGAGGGCCAGGGUCCCAUCCCUCCUUAGCUCCUUCUCUCCUGCCGUCAGUGCGCCCUAGCAAUCCCUUUGUGACUGGCAGCUCCUGGUGGGGUAUGGGGCGUGUGCCCAGUGGGGGCUGCCACCUUGCAUCCCUCGGAAUUAAUGCAGCCCCCAGCCCCCCUCCCUACGCAGGUUCUGAGACCGUAAACCCCGAGCCUGGAUGCAGGAGCGGCCCCUGGGCUGGCCAGUGCCCUGCUGUGCUGGCUGUCCAGCCUGGCGCAGUGAGGGAGGGCAGUUGGUUAAUACAGGCCCCAGGCUGGGGCAGCCCACAGGGCGCGGGGGACUUGCUGUCCAGUUACUGCCGGAGCGGAGCGUGACCCUGCCUGGCUGAGGGGCGGCAAGGGACAGCGCAGCCCUCAAGCAAAGGAGGGACGCCAUUGGCAGCGGCUCCUCCGUUCCCUCAGGGCAGCUGGCUUGUCUGCUCAGGGAGUCCGGGCAGCCCUCUCCCUGCCCUGGGUGCAUCCCUCCCAUGACCCCAGAGCAGCAGGCCAGGUCCUGGCACACGCUUCCCUGCUGCUCCAUGCUGAUGCCGUGCUGGUCUCAGGGCACGAGGGUCCAGCCUGUUUGCAUUGAGCUUAGCGGACCAGCCCCGUGGCUCUGCUUUAACGAGGCCCAGGAGGAGGGGAGAUGUUUCCUCUAGCUGGGUAACUGGCACUGCCUGCCCCUGAUGCAGCCGCCUGCAGGGGAUGGGGGAGCUGCUCCCUGCGGCUGGCUGUGGGGGUGCCGGGAUCCCUGUGCUAGGAAACUCCUGGGCUGGCCGCUGUCCUGGCAUGGUGCUGCCCCUCCUGGGAGCCGUGUUGGGCUGAUGCUAUUGCCCCUGCCAGCACAGCGCCUCCUGCAGGCGUGGAGGGAGCUCAGCCAGGUCCUGGCACCAAUGCGCCCUUCCCCCUAGGAACGCCCAGGUUAGCAGCUUCCCUCCUGUGCCCGUCACGCCAGUUCUAGGGCAGCAAGUCACGGCCAAGCCAGCGUCUCUCCCAGCUGGGGGCCUGGCCGUGUCCCAUGGGCAUAGGGCUUUGUUCCAGGGGUACGUCCCAGCGCUGACCUCCCGCCCAGCCUCCUGGGAACCACGGUCUUGUCACACUGCGCCCUGCUGCUGUAGCCCAGGGCCCGUGGUUGGCAGGCUGAGGGGAUGGAGGAGGUGUCUCUGGGGCUGGCAUCAGUCUGAGAUCAGUGGUCCGUGUUCCUGUCCCAUCCUGCUGGAUGCCCCUUGCGGGCAGUGAUCUGAGCCUGCCAGGGAGCCCAUGUCACAGCUGUCACUAAUUACCCCCUUCAGAGAGCAGGGAACCAGGCCCCCUGCAGCUGGGUUCCCUCCAGCGCGGGCUGGGGCCAGCUCCUAAACUCCCUAGACUAGAGUGUCGCCUGCUCCCGGCUGCACCUCGGACACGGCGAGGGGGGUGAAGGCUCCAGCCGUGUUCUGAGUUGCCUGGGCUAACAGGAGGGUGGGGGCAGCCCUGCAGGGGGACAGUGGAUGUUUAGGAACUUGCCAACAGCCUGCUUGUCCCUGCCCCAGCCGGAGCUGGCAGGGCUGGAGUCUGGAGCCAUUUGAACAUCCCCUCCCAUGAGCUGGCCUGUCUCCGGGUGUUACCAGCGGUGCAUGGAAGGGGCAACGGGCCAAACCCUCCCUUGGGUGCCCCGACCGUCGGCAGGGAGGGGAGCGUGUGGGCGCCGCUGGAGCAGGCAGCUGCACAGCUAAUGGGAGCUGGGAGCAGGCUGGUCUCCCGGGGCUGCCCUUGUGCUGAGGGAUGUUCCGUGUCACUGCUCCGGGUGGGCAUGUCCUCCCCCGCGCCCAGCUGCUCCCCUCUCGCUGCAGAGCACCCUCCAGCCUCCCCCAGCAGAGCGCCCUGCAACUGCCCCACUCGCUGGGUGACUGGCCCAGCCCCGCAGAGCUCCUGCUGCUCCCCAAAGGGGAGAGUUAGAGCUCACGGCUCCCUCCCCCGCCCUGGUACUGCAGCCCUCCCGUUCCGGUCCCUUAGUGCUGCCCUGGGGCCGAGCUCUGGGCUCAGUGACUGACCGUUGGUGCCAGGCUCUAGAGCUGGUGCCCUGGGACCCAGUGCUGCCGGGGAUCUCUGGGGCAGACCCUCUCCCAGGCCUGGCGGUCCCCGAGAACAGGCAGCAGGCUGGCUCACGUCCUCUCCUCUGCUCUCCCUCAAAUCUAGUCACGCUGAGGUCGCGGAUCGCUGGGGAGGUGUCACCUGCCCACUAGCAAGAGGCUGCAGGUGGCCGCGCUUGGCUCAGCUCGAACAGUCGGGGUUUAUUUUUUUAAAAGGCUUUUACAGAACCGAACGGAACCAAGAAUGUCAUUAAAAAAAAAACCUUUCAAAGCA
Molecule: messenger RNA, 3155 nt
Organism: Mauremys mutica (yellowpond turtle)
Lineage: Eukaryota; Metazoa; Chordata; Testudines; Geoemydidae
Gene: JTB
Product: jumping translocation breakpoint
Exons: 5
Coding region: 95-523 (142 amino acids)
Biological process (GO): mitotic cytokinesis
Cellular component (GO): cytoplasm; membrane; midbody
Source: RefSeq, a predicted model, not a curated record